GCACUUGGGCGUUGGACCCCGCAUCUUAUUAGCAACCAGGGAGAUUUCUCCAUUUUCCUCUUGUCUACAGUGCGGCUACAAAUCUGGGAUUUUUUUUUAUUACUUCUUUUUUUAAAAAAACUACACUUGGGCUCCUUUUUUGUGCUCGACUUUUCCACCUUUUUCCCUCCUUCCUGCGCUGCUGCUUUUUUGAUCUCUUCGACUAAAAAUUUUUUAUCCGGAGUAUUUAAUCGGGUCUCUUCUGUCCUCCUCGCCACCCCCACCCCCUCCCUCCGGUGUGUGUGCCGCCGCCGCUGUUGCUGCUGCUGCUGCUCGCCCCGUCGUUACACCAACCGAAGGCUCUUUGUUUCCUCUCUUGGAUCUGUUGAGUUUCUUUGUUGAAGAAGCCAGCAUGGGUGCCCAGUUCUCCAAGACCGCAGCGAAGGGAGAAGCCACCGCCGAGAGGCCCGGGGAGGCGGCUGUGGCCUCGUCGCCUUCCAAAGCAAAUGGGCAGGAGAAUGGCCACGUAAAAGUGAACGGGGACGCGUCUCCCGCCGCCGCCGAGCCGGGCGCCAAGGAGGAGCUGCAAGCCAACGGCAGCGCCCCGGCCGCCGACAAGGAGGAGCCCGCGAGCGGCAGUGCCGCGACCCCCGCCGCGGCCGAAAAGGAUGAGGCUGCCGCGGCCACCGAGCCGGGCGCCGGCGCGGCCGACAAGGAGGCUGCGGAGGCCGAGCCCGCCGAGCCCAGCUCCCCGGCCGCCGAGGCCGAGGGCGCGUCCGCCUCCUCCACGUCGUCGCCCAAGGCGGAGGACGGGGCCGCGCCGUCGCCCAGCAGCGAGACCCCGAAAAAAAAAAAGAAGCGCUUUUCCUUCAAGAAGUCCUUCAAGCUGAGCGGCUUCUCCUUCAAGAAGAGCAAGAAGGAGUCGGGCGAGGGCGCUGAAGCAGAGGGAGCGACCGCGGAAGGCGCCAAGGACGAGGCUGCAGCCGCAGCGGGCGGCGAGGGGGCCGCGGCCCCCGGGGAGCAGGCAGGCGGGGCGGGCGCCGAGGGCGCGGCGGGCGGAGAGCCCCGGGAGGCCGAGGCGGCGGAGCCCGAGCAGCCGGAGCAGCCGGAGCAGCCCGCGGCGGAGGAGCCGCAGGCGGAGGAGCAGUCGGAGGCGGCGGGGGAGAAGGCGGAGGAGCCCGCGCCCGGCGCCACCGCGGGCGAUGCGUCCUCCGCCGCAGGGCCUGAGCAGGAGGCGCCCGCUGCCACCGACGAGGCCGCGGCGUCCGCAGCCCCCGCCGCGUCGCCGGAGCCGCAGCCCGAGUGCAGUCCGGAGGCGCCCCCCGCGCCAACGGCCGAGUAAGCUCCAGAGCCCUCACGCAAUUCAAGAACUUUUCCCCCCAGUUUGUUUGUUGGAGUGGUGCCAGGUACUGGUUUUGGAGAACUUGUCUACAACCAGGGAUUGAUUUUAAAGAUUUUUUUUUAAAUUUCACAUUUUUUUUAAGCAGCAAAUUUUUUGUUUUUUGUUUUUUUUAAGCCCCCUUCCCCACAGAUCCCAUCUCAGAUAGUUGUUUCCACCAUUCCGACAGGCCGAGGACGUGUUAGACAGCUUCCUCUGCCUUCUUUCUUUACUUUUACUUUUUUUUUUUUUUUUUGGCAUCAGUAUUAAUGUUUUUUGCAUACUUUGCAUCUUUAUUAAAAAAGUGUAAACUUUCUUUGUCAGAUCUAUAGACAUACCCAUAUAUGAAGGAGAUGGGUGGGUCAAAAGGAAUAACAAAUGAAGUGAUAGGGGCCACUAUGGGAAAUUGAAGCAGUGCAUAACAUUGCCAAGAUAAUAUGCCACUAAAAUGGUGGUGGGUGUAAAGGCUUAGGGUUCUUGUCCUUUCUUUCUUUCUUUCUUUCUUUCUUUCUUUCUUUCUUUCUUUUUUUUUUUAAAGAAAAAUUAUUACGAUGUAUUUUGUGAGGCAGGUUUACAACACUACACGUUUUGAAUAAGAAGGAAAGAGAAAAAAAUAAAAACACCAAUACCCAGAUUUAAAAAAAAAAAAAAAGAUCAUAGUCUUAGGAGUUCAUGUAAACCAUAGGAACUUCCUGCUUAUCUCAUGUUAGCUGUACCAGUCAGUGAUUAAGUAGAACUACAAGUUGUAUAGGCUUUAUUGUUUAUUGCUGGUUUAUGACCUUAAUAAAGUGUAAUUAUGUAUUACCAGCAGGGUGUUUUUAACUGUGACUAUUGUAUAAAAACAAAUCUUGAUAUCCUUCAGAAGCACAUGAAGUUUGCAAGUCUCCACCCUGCCCAUUUUUGUAAAACUGCAGUCAUCUUGGACCUUUUAAACACAAAAUUUUAAACUCAACCAAGCUGUGAUACGUGGAAUGGUUACUGUUUAUACUGUGGUAUGUUUUUUGAUUACAGCAGACAAUGCUUUCCUUUCCAGUUGUCUUUGAGAAUAAAGGAGAAACAGAUCUUCAGAUGCAAUGGUUUUGUGUAGCAUCUCGUCUCUCGUGUUUUGUAAAUACUGGAGGAGCUUUGACCAAUUUGACAUAGAGCUGGAAUGUAACGUUGCUUACAAGCAUUGCUAUUCAACUCCUGCUUAAGGUGUUCUAAUUUUCUGUGAGCACACUAAAAGCAAAAAAAUAAAUGUGAAUAAAAUGUACAAAUUUGUUGUGUUUUUUUAUGUUCUGAGGCUGACUUCUAGGUCUUAGAUUAAUUUUUUAGGAAGGCCUUGCAUGCCAUCAAAAGUACAUUUGGCUGUGGUUUUUGAUAAGAAGUUUUCAAGCUCAGAAAUUCAUAAUCAGUGUCAAAUUAAGUAUGUAGGAAGAUCUUAUACUGUGUCAGUUGUUACCAUUUACCUGCUUUUAGUUAUAGCAUGCGAGAAUAAGUCCUUUAAGACAAAAGUGGCUUGACCCUAAGACUUUCAAAUGUCUUAUGAGACUAUUUCAUAAACUGUUUCCUUGUCAUUGCAGGUCCAGAAAGUUACAUUUUAUAAUCAGGAAGAAUGUGGAGUUCAGACUGCACAUAAGUCAUGAAAAGAUGGCCAAACCUGUUUAAAUGUUGAUGGUUUAUGUAGUAUAAGCCUUAGCGUUUGGCUCGUUUCCAAAGUGUUCUUGAACUGAUAUGCUAUACUUCAUGGACAGGUUUCUAUAAGGAAGUAAUGGUGUUGAAUGGACUUAUUGUCAGUUUGGGCCAUUAGCAUAGCUGCAAGCUUGGUUUUGUUUUUGUUUUUUAGUCAAAGUGUUAGCAUCUUUUAUUCAAAUGAAAAGAUAAUCCUUUAUAUAUUAACUCUUACUAGUUUACUUUCUGCUUAUUUUCCAUCUCAUAACUGGAUAUUUUUACUUUACUGGACCCUAAACUGAAUUCUUUUUAUUUUUUACCAUUGCUUUAUUAAAUGCAAAAUAGUCUACCUGUUGUGCUCUUUUCUUGAGUAGAGUGCAGGGUGGAGUUCAGGGUAAAGUUGAACCACUCUGGUGGCACCUCAAUAUUACAUCGUAUUAAAAAAAGAGAUAACAGCAUUAGCCUUUCAAUAAUGUUCCUCUAAUUGAAAUAAUAGAUCAAAAUUAAUGGAUACUUUUCUUUCUAAAUAUCCUCCCUGAUAAUAAAACCAAGUAACACUUGAAAGAAUAAACUUGACCCUGAGUUUCUUGAGGUUUUGGAAGAUUAAAGUCAAACCUGGUAACCAAAGGACUGAGUGGUGGGUCGUUCCCGCUUUAACCAACUUGUUUGAGAACCCCUAGUUGGCCAGAUAUGGUGCCUGGUAUGUAGUAGGACUUAACUGAAAUGGGUUUUAAAAAAAUAACUCCUGAACUGAGUAGUUAAAAAUACUGUGUAGAAAAGUAUUCUAUAUUGCUAGGUUUGUUCUUUUAACAGCUGAGAUUUAUUAAGAUGCAUUAUUUUGAUUUUAAUCACUGCCUAAAACACUUUGGGUGGUAUUGAUGGAGCGGUGGAUUUUCCUCCAAGUGGCUAAAUGCAAUUUGACAUACUUUUCAUCCAAAGUUUUGUACAUCCUGUUGUUUUCUAAUGGAAAAAAAAAUGUUAAUAUGGCUUUUUUGUACUACUAAAAAUAGCUUUGAGAUUAAGGAAAAUAAAUAACUCUUGUACAGUUGAGAAUCGUGUUAUUAAGUCUGUAUUGGCAGUGUGUGCAGUGGCCUUUGCUGUGGUUAUGAACACUCUGGAUUAUAAGAAUCAUUUGGUCCAAUUCCUAUUGCUUGUAAAUAAAGUUUUACCAGUUGAUAU
Molecule: messenger RNA, 4186 nt
Organism: Mus musculus (house mouse)
Lineage: Eukaryota; Metazoa; Chordata; Mammalia; Rodentia; Muridae
Gene: Marcks
Product: myristoylated alanine rich protein kinase C substrate
Exons: 2
Coding region: 392-1321 (309 amino acids)
Cellular component (GO): cytoplasm; cytoskeleton; plasma membrane
Molecular function (GO): calmodulin binding
Source: RefSeq, marked validated